AUGGUUUUUGAAAAUUUAGUCGCUUAUUUACUUGACAAAUAUUUGAGCGAUUAUAUCGAAAAUUUAGAUACAAAAAAGCUCAAAGUUGAUUUAUGGAGCGGCAAUGUGGUUUUGGAAAAUCUUUAUCUAAAACCAAAUGCAUUAGCUGAUUUAAAUCUUCCUGUAACUAUAUCUUUGGGCUAUCUUGAAAAGUUAACACUUCAAGUUCCAUGGAAAAAUAUAUAUACACAGUCAACAAAAGCAACAAUCGAUGGACUUUUUUUAUUAGUUGUACCAAAAACUGAAGUUGAAUAUGAUGCUAAACGUGAUGAAAAAGAACAACAUGAAGCAAAAAUGAAAGAAGUUUAUCAGAUUGAAGAACUUCGCAAAGAACAAGAAGCUAAAAAAAAUGCUAAAUCAUCUGAUAAAAAUAAUGAUACAUUUAUGGAACGUAUGCAAUUACAAGUUAUACGAAAUUUAGAAUUAUCUAUUCGAAAUAUACAUGUUGUCUAUGAAGAUAAAUCAACAAAACCUAAUCAUCCAUUUGCUUUUGGAUUUACACUUAAUUAUAUUACAUUACACACAACAACUCCAGAUUGGCAACCAACAAUACUUAAAGAAGAUACACCAUUGAUUCAUAAACUUGGUGAUUUAAGUGCUUUGUCAAUUUAUUGGAAUACCAAUGCUCAAUCACGAUCUGGAUUAUCAAGAGAUGAAGCUCUUAAAAAUCUAAGACAAAGAAUAGCAGUUAAUAAUCAACAAGCACCAACUGAUAUAGCAUAUAUUCUUCGACCACUAAAUAUCAAAGCAAGAGUUGUAUUAGCAAUGAAACCACGUGAAGAAGAAUUUAAACGACCAAUGUUUGAUAUUAAAGUUGAUUUAGAUGAAAUUAGUUUAAAUAUCAACCAUGAUCAAUAUUCCGAUGUACUCGAUUUACUUGAAUUUCGAGAUUAUCUUAUUAUUCAAUCAAAAUAUAUUAAAUAUCGUAUUAAUAAUGGUAUAAUAGUAAAACCAAGUGUUAAAAGAUGGAAAUUUGCAUAUGAAGCAGUUGUUAAUGAAGAAAUUCGACCAAGAUUUGAAUGUUACAAAUGGGAAAAUAUUAAACUACAUUUAGAUCGUUGUAGAGAAUAUCGUUCACUUCAUUUUCAAGAAUUAACUGGAAAACCAACAGUUGAACAAAAACAACGAGCACAAGAAUUAGAAAAAAAACUUGAUGUUUUUAAUUUAACAUAUAUUCGUCGUAGUGCUGAAAUAGAAGCAAAGAAAAAAAAAGAUAAAGAACCAAAAACGUGGUGGGGAGGUGUAUCGAGUUGGUGGAGUGGAAAUAAACCACCAGAUAAUCCAGAACUUGAUUUAGAACAAGUCAUGUCACCAGAGGAAAAGAAGAAAUUAUAUGAUGCUAUUGGUUAUGAAGGAGAAGAUACUUCUACAUCAACUUAUCCAGAAGAAUAUAUCGAUAUAGAUUUAGCUAUUCAAUUAAAGUUGCUUGAUGUUAAUGUUUGGUCGAAAAUUAAUGAAAAUGAUGCUCAAUUUCGAAUUAUUGCUCGAGCAGCUAUACCUGAUACUAGUUUAGUAUUUAAACGAAGACCAGCAACAUCAGCUAUUGCAGUCUUUGUUGAUUUGGGUUCAUUUCAAGUAUUUGGUAUAGCUACAGAUUUAAAACAAUCUGAAUUUUCCAAUAAUAGUCGUCCUGUACUUGCUCAACCUGUUUCUCGAUUAUCGUCGAUAUCUAAGCAACAAAAAUUAUUACAAGUUGAAUUUGAAACAAAUCCAUUAGAUAAAUCAUCAGAUUAUCGUGUUAAAGUUGUUUCACAAUCUCUUGAAAUUAAAUACAAUGCCCCAACAAUUAAUAAAUUAGCUGAAUGUUUCGAACAAGAUACUCAACGUAAUCUUCAAGGUGUUAAACAAGCUGCUUAUUCAACUUAUACAGAUGUUAAACAUCGUUCUUAUAUAUUAAUGAAACAUAAUAUUGAAAAAAUCAAAGUUUUAGAUAUUGAUAUUGAUCUUCAAUCAUCUUAUUUUCUUUUACCAGAAAAGGGGAUUUACCAAGAUGGUGUUUCAGCGAUUUGUAUGGAUUUCGGUCAUUUAACAUUAAAACGUGGUAUAAAACCGAGUGAGAGCGGAGAACAAGCUACUUCACUUAAAGAAGCAAAAGAUAUUGAAGAAGCUCGUGAAAGAUCUUAUACUCAAUUUAAAUUAAAACUUGAAGGUAUUCAAUUAAUUUAUGCGAAUCAAAAUGAAAGUUGGGAAAAAGCUCGUCAAGAAAAAAAUACAAAUAUACAUUUAAUUAAACCAAUGGAACUUGAUUUAGAUGUUGGUAAAUGUAUUUAUAGUGAUGAUGCUGUUUUACCUGCUUGGAAAGUUGCUGGAAAUCUUCCUAGUGUAGAUUUACGUUUAUCCGAUAAACGUUUAUUUCAAAUAAUGAAUCAUGCUCAAUCAAUUCCAUUUCCUGAAUCGAAACAUCCGGUCGUUGCUGCACAAUCGAAUGAACCAGAACCGACACUUGUACCAUCAUCAAUGAGUAAUCCUGAACAAACAUUAGAAGCAGUCGAAGGAAUGACACCAGUUAUAAAAACUAAAGAAAAAGCUGAAGCAGAAGAGAAUAAAGAUAAACAAAUUCAAAAUAAAGAUACAACUGAGAAAAAAAAAGAAUUUGAAGGUCAAUUAACACAAUUAGAAGCAACAUUUACACUUGAUAAAAUUGAUAUACAUAUUGAUGAAAGUAUGAAGGAAAAAAAUGAAGAUGCACCAUUUCUUCGUUUAACACUUGAAUCGAUUGUUGCUCAAACCAAAAUAAAAACAUUUGAUAUGGAAUUUGAUGCAUCAUUAGCUAAUUUACUUGUCUAUCAUCAACAAUUUAUUGGUAAAGAUAAUCAACAAUUACGUUUAUUAUCAGCUCAAUUAGAACAAAAUACUAAUAAUGAUGAAAAUCAAAAAUUAGUUAGUGUCAAUUUUCUUCAUACAUCACCAGAAAAUCCAUUAUUUUUAACGUCAGAUUACAAUGGAAUUGAAAAUAAAGCUCAUGUUCAUUUUAGUAAACUUGUUGUUACAUUACAAUUAGAAGCACUUUUAUCAAUAUUAAGAUUUCAAGAUACAUUAAUGAAACAAUUACCACAAGAUACACCAGAAAAUCAAGCAAAAAAGAAACAAGAAGAAGAAAUGAAAAAACAACAAGAACAAAAAAAUGCUGAAGAUAAAAAUAUUGAUAAAACUGGAAAAGCUGUCCAGAAAAAAGAUGUACCAGCAGCACCUUCACUCAAAAUUGAUGCUGAUUUAGAAGAAUUUCGAAUAAUACUUGCAUCAAAACAAGCACAAUUAUUUGAUAUUCAAGUUCAAGGUAUCAAAGCUUACGUAUCACAAGCACCAGAAAAGACAUUAGUCAAUUUAAUUCUAUCUGAUUUAUGUAUUUUGGAUCCAUAUAAAGAUGCACGAUAUCGCAAAAUUAUAUCUCAACAAGGCGAUGAUAAAGAAUUACUUCGUGUUGAUUUAUCUUUAUGUAAUUAUCCUGAAGGAUAUCAAAAACCUAUUGAUGUUUUUGAUUGUGAUGUUAAAGUUCAAUUUGCUAAAGCAACUAUUCUUUUUCUUUUUAAACAUAUCGAUGCACUUUUGGGUUUUCUUGAUUCAUUAAACAUAACUAAAGCAGCCCUUAAUAUAGCAUCGACACAAGCUGAUGCUGCUUAUGAACAAGUACAAAAACUACAAGAACAAGCAUUUAAAGUUCAUCUUGAUAUAACAUUUAAUGCACCAAAUAUUAUUAUUCCAACAAAUUCAUAUUCUGAUCAAGCACUUUUUCUUGAUUUAGGUAAAUUAAUAUUAAAAACAAAUUUUUAUGAUGAUCCAAAAAAAUCUCUUGUUGAACAACAAAAUAUUCGUUUCGAAAAUAUGCUUGCUAGUCGUGUUAAACUUGAUCAAGAUUGUAAUAUACUUGGUGAAGCUAUUUUACUUCAAUGUGCUGAAUUAAAUACAUUAAUCAAUCGUUUACUGUAUCCAGAUAAAGUUAAAACUGAACCCGGAGUUUCAAUUAAAGUUGAUUGGGAAUUAGUUCAUUUUCAAUUAGCAAAAGAUGAUUAUUCAUGUGUUAUGCGAGUUUUAAUGGAAAAUUUUUCAGAAAAUAUUCGUGACCAAAUACCUGAAGGUUUUCAAAGUGAACAAUAUCAUUAUAGACAAGAGGAACAAGAAAAAGAAGAAGAAAAAUUAAGAGCUGCUGUUAUUAAGAAACAAAAAGAAUCUAGUAGUACUGAAGUAUUACCAACACUUAAACUUCGAGCUGAAAUCAAAAAGUUGGCAUUGUCACUUUAUCUUGGAGAAUCAGACUUGAGUGUUCGUCGUGGACCACGCAAUGAUAAUUUAAAAUUAGCCAAUGUUCAAAUCGACGCUUUUGAAGCAUUAUUUCGUCAACAAUCAGAUGGAAGUUAUAAAGCAACAGCACGUGUGAAAAAUUUCUUACUUGAUGAUUUACGUGCAACAAAUAAAUCAUCGAGUGUGACACGUAUGAUGGAUAGACAUUUUACAGUUGAUCCUAAUGCUCAUAUGCUUGUUGCAUCAUUUGAAUUUAAACCAAAAAAUCAAUCACGUCCAACUGCACUUCGACAAUUAACUGCACAGCUUGAAAGUCUUUAUAUUUCUAUAAGUUUGGAUUAUUUAAUGAUAUUACAAGAUUUUUUUGUUUCUGGUUUACCAUCGGGUAAUGCUGAAACACCAAAACCGGGUGAACAGAAAGCAAUAACAACAAGUGAACAAUUAGAAAAUGAUCCAAAUCGAACAAAAAUAGAUAAGAAACCAACACCUGUUACUUCAAAAACAACUGUAGCACCAUCAAAACCUACGACUACUCAAACUACAACUGCUCAAGAUGCCGAUACAGAAGUUGAAACUCGAAUAGAUGUUAGUGUAAAAAAUCCUGAAAUUAUUUUGCUUGAAGAUCAACAUAAUUCAAAUUCAAAUUGUCUUGUACUUGAUUUAGCUUUACAAUUACGUAUGAUUUCUAUUGGUACUAAUACACAAUUAUAUGGCUGGUUAAAAAAUUUAACAGUUUAUAGUUCAAAUUUUGCUGAAUUAAAAGACUCAAAUAAUUCUGGAUCAAAAAUAAAGUAUCGUAUUUUACAACCAGCUAAAGCUGAUGUAUAUUUAACAAUGAAUAAUGAACAACAAAAGAUGGAUGUGCGAAUAUCGGAUAUUAUUGUUAGUAUUGCACCAGCUGCUAUUCGAACUGUUAUUGGUGUUACAAGUUCAUUAGGAACGUUACAGGCAGUUGCGAAAGAUGAAGCAGAAAAACUUAAUUCAAAAUCAUUAUUUAAUCCAAAACCUAUAAAAGAUGGAAAUUUUUGGUUUACAAAAGAUAAUGAGAAGAAAACUGAACAAACUAAUGCAUCAGAAACAGCUCAAGGUACUUCAUCACAACAGACAGCUAUUAAAGCACAAGAAGAAAUACAAAAACCAUUAGCACAACAAUUAAUUUUAACAUUGGAAACAAUCGAAGUUAAACUUGAAGUUGGAUUAGGUUCAGCAACAAAAUCUGUUGUAGCUAUGUGUUUAUCAAAUUUAACUGCUGAUGUUCAAAAUUGGUCAUCAAAUAUGAGUCUUGCAUCAACAGUAAACGUUGAAGCAGCGUUAUACAAUGAAAAUAGGUUGAGUUGGGAACCACUUAUUGAACCAACAAUUGUUUCUGAAGGUGCAGGCCUUUCGCCAUGGUGUAUUACAUGCUCAAUCGUACCCGCUCUUCCAUUGUUGGAUAAAGCAGAACCAUCAGUAACAGGUGCAAAAGAACAAAAAGAAGAUGUUUCAUCGUCAAAAUCUAAACAACUAAUACUUGUACGUGCUGAUCAAUUACUUAAUAUAACAAUAACAAAAACUGGUCUUAAUCUUGUUCAACGUUUAUCAGCUUUAUUUAAUGAUGUUUAUAAUAAACGAUUACCACCAAGUGAUGAUGAUGAUCAACCAAUGUUAUCUUUAUGUAAUGAAACAGGACGAGAAUUAUUUAUUAAUAAUUUAGAUGGUCUUCAAUUUGCUACUGAUUCAUCAUUACAAUCAAUUACUCUUCAAUCACAUGAAUCUAUUCCAUUAAAUGUUUUUAAUGAACGUCAAACAACUGGAAGACUUUCAGUAAUUGAUGAACAAAGUUUUAAACAACGACAAGAAUUUUCUGUUAAGAUUGGAGAUGUUGUUAAAACUGUUAGUAUAAGUCGAACAGGAAAACAUGUUUAUGAAUUAGGACCAUCAUUAAAUUCAAAUUGGCCUAUUCAAAUGCUUUGUGAUGCUCAAAUAAAAAAUGAACGUCGACGUAUUGUUCUUUGUUCAAUUGUUCGAAUUUAUAAUAAUACAACAUUACCAUUACUUAUUUUAAAUGUUGACUCAACUGAUCCAAAAAAAUAUAAUCGAAUAGCAAGAAUAGAACUUAAUCAAGAUUAUCAUGUGCCAAUGGAUUUACUUUAUGCAUAUGCAAGUUCACCGAUAUUUGUUGCAGUUGACGAAGGUGAAGAAGUAAACGAUUUUUUUUCAUUUGAUUGGGAUAAAGAAUUUUCAACAGAAAGAAUUCUAAAAUUAAAAAAUGGAAAUCAAGCCAAUUUUAUUGUUUUUAAAGAAUUAACUGAUGCUUAUUCAGAAAAUACUGAUCAACUUUCUGUAACAAGUCUUAAUCUUUAUAUUCAUUCAGCACUUCAUUUAACUAAUCUUUUACCAAUUGAUAUUGAAUGUUCAAUUGAUAAUGUCGAACAUUUUACUUUAACACCAAGUCAAUUAUAUUUAGUUACAUCUGGCAGUAGAAGUUCUUCAUUAGUUUUUACUAUUCCAUCAUAUGAUAAUAUAAAAUGGAUAUCUGAGCCGAUUGAUUUAAAAGUUGAAGGAAAAGGUGAUUAUAAUGAACAUCUCGUUAUCUUUCGUAAUGAUGCUGCUCCAGAUCCUCAGCAAACACUAAGAAUGAUUUUACGUGUCGAUGCUUUUCAUGAAUCAUAUCGUUUAUUAUUUUAUUCACCAUUGUGGAUUCUUAAUCGUACAGAUCUUAAACUUGAAUUUCAAAUUGAAAAUAAUCGAACAUUUAUUGAUGUUAUUGAAAGACCACAUUUAGUUUGUCCAGAAAAAAUUGGCAGUGAAGCAAAUAAAAAAGGACAAAUUUGUGUUUAUGGCGUUGGUCAAGGUGAUACAGCACCAAAAUGGUCAGAAAAAUUUUCUCUCGAUGUUAUUAAAAGUACGGGUUUGACAAGCUGUAAAGUACCCAAUGAUCGAACAUAUAUGAUUUGUGUGGAUAUUGCAACAAGUUCAUUUGGUUUAACAAAACUUGUUACACUUUCACCAGCAAUGGUUAUUAUUAAUAAAUCAACUGUUGAAAUUGGAAUAGUGGAAACUGUAUCGAAUGAAGAACAAGGUAAAUGGGAAACGAUUAGUCCUGAACAAUUAAUUCCAUUUUGGCCACGUAAUAUAAAAGAUAGUUUAAUGCGUGUUCGUUAUACACAUAAUCAAAUAACAUCAAGUCCAUUUAAAAUGAAUCAAAAACAUCGAACACUUUUACACAUGGAUGACGAAGAACGGCCAGCGAUUUAUGUUGAAGUAACAGCAACAGAUUUUGAUGGUGUCAAAAUUAUUUUUGGAGAUUAUAAAAUUGGUGAUGCGCCUUUACUUAUUGUAAAUUGCUUAGCAAAUGAGCCUGUUUCAUUGUGUCAAGUUAAUGAUGUACGAACACAAAUUUUACCACCAUUAAAUUUUGUUUAUUAUACGUGGAUAGAUCCAUUAUUACCAAGAGAAUUAACAGUAUCAUGUGGAUCUAAAUCAGCAAAAUUAGAACUUAUCCCUCAACGUGCUACAUUCGGUAAAGAUGGUCAACAUAAUGUAACUUAUGCUGUAUUUAUUGAUGGUAUUCAAACAGUUUUACUCUUUUCUGAUGAUGAGAAAAUAGUAGAAUCAGCUUCAAAAACAUUAUCAGUAGCUGAAUCUAUGGAUCAACGUAUACAAAUUGGUAUACAUGAUAUUGGCAUUUCUAUUGUUAACGAUGUAACACGAGAAGAAAUGCUUUAUAUAAGUUUAAAUAAAUCAAAAGUUGUCUGGACUGAAAUAAAAAAGAAUCGCUGUAAACCAUUAUCACGUAGUAUAAAUACAUAUUUAGAAGAACUAUAUACAACUCAUCUUGAACAAUGUGAAAUGAAUCCCGACAAUAAAGAACUUCAAAAGAAAAAAUAUCAAAUGGAAGGAUUUCGAGAAAUUUCAUUUCAUGGUGAAACAGCAGAGUUAGUUCAUUCUAAAACACAUCGAAAACAUGCUAAACGACAAGCAUUAGAUGGUCUAUGGAUUGAAUAUGCAUGGUCAAUAUCAGAUUCUACAAUACAUAUACGUCUUAAUCGUGUACAAAUUGAUAAUCAACUUGAUUACACAAUAUUUCCUGUUAUGCUUCAUCCAAGUAUUUCAAAAGGAACAGGAUCCGAUUAUGUUGAAAAACCAUUUAUUGAAUUAAGUGUUUAUCAAUCUAAAACAGCACAAUCAAAUAUAAUGCAAUUUAAAUAUUUUAAAAUGCUUAUUCAAGAAUUUGCCGUUCAAAUUGAUCAGGGUUUAAUUGUUGCCAUUCUUAACUUUUUAAAACCAGAAAAUAUUAUCGCAGCACCAACAAUCAAUAUGAGUACUGAUUUAGAACAAAUUCAAAAACCACUUAAUGCUAUUAUUAAAGCACAAAUUGAAAGCCCAGCGGGUGAAACAGAAAUGGUUUUUGACAAUAUUCAUUUAUCACCACUUAAAAUUCAUGUUAGUUUUUCAAUGCAUGGCUCAAAUCCAAGUGAGGAAUUAUUAGCUGAAUAUCCAUUAGUUGGAUUUCUUUUACAAACAUUAAAUGUUGCUGAAGUACAAGAUGUUAUUUUACGUUUGGGUUAUUAUGAACGAAAUCAUGAAAAAUUUACAACAACAAAAAUAACAAAUGAAGUUUCAUCUCAUUAUCAAAAUCAAUUUAUGAAACAACUUCAUGUAUUAGUACUUGGACUUGAUGUACUUGGAAAUCCGCUUGGUGUUAUUCGUGGUCUUGCGGAAGGUGUUGAAUCAUUCUUUUAUGAACCAUAUAAAGGUGCAAUUGAAGGUCCAUUAGAAUUUGCUGAAGGUGUAGCAACCGGUUUUAAAGCAUUAUUUGGUUCAGCUGUUGGUGGUGCUGCUGGUGCUGCUUCAAAAAUAACUAGUGUAGUUGGAAAAGGUUUAGCAAGUUUAACAUUUGAUGAAGAUUAUAAAAGUUCACGUGUUCGACGUAAAGAACCUGGAACGACUGCUACGACACAUAUUGCUAUAGGAGGAAAGAAUGUUGUUAUGGGUUUUGUUGAUGGUGUAAAGGGUGUUGUAACAAAACCAAUACGAGGAGCAAAACAUGGUGGAGCAACAGGCUUUUUCAAAGGUUUAGGACAAGGUGUUGUUGGUCUUGUCGCACGACCAACAGGUGGAGUUGUAGAUUUUGCUAGCACAUCACUUGAUUUAAUCAAAAGAACUGCUCAACAAGAAGAAGUUGUUCGCCGUAUUCGUUAUCCACGUCAUGUUGGUCGUGACGGUAUUGUUCGACCUUAUGUUGCUCAUGAAGCUACAGGAUUUUAUAUUUUAAAUCGAUUAGAAGAUGGAACUUAUGCCAAAUCGGAUACAUAUGUUGCUCAUAUUACUUGUUCAGACAGUCCGCUGUCUUGGUUAAUGGCAACAUCUAAACGAUUAUUAUUUGUUACUGAAGUAUCAUUUCUUGGUUUAUAUGAAGCUGAUUGGGAAAUACCAUAUGAAGAGUUAAAAGAUGAACCAAUUAUAAAAAUAAAUACAAAUCAAAUUCAAAUUUUAACCAAAAGUAAAAUUAAGUCAUCUGUAUUAUUAAGAGCAAAGAAGAAAAUAUUAUCAUCUGUUGUAGAGGACAUAUAUUAUGAAGCAAAAACAACUGGAACUAUAAGAUCGCAUCAAUCAUUUGGAAAAUUAGUUAAAUUUAAAACUCUAUCUGAUGCUAAAUAUAUCGUCGAUAAAAUUGGAAGUGCGAUGCAUAUCGUUGGUCUUUAA
This is a messenger RNA of Rotaria sp. Silwood1, 9966 nucleotides long. The record is from the annotation of a GenBank genome assembly. NCBI's taxonomy places the organism in Eukaryota, Metazoa, Rotifera, Eurotatoria, Philodinida, Philodinidae.